CCCAGGGGACAUGAGACGGGGGGUGUUAAUGAAAAAGGAGGACUCUAAGGCGUCACUCGUGUCGCACGGCAGCAGCCCCUUUUUUAUAAUUUCAACAUUCUUUACCCAUCGCUCCGACGAUCACUCGCCUUCAAGAGAUGGAGACCUGAGCCACACCUCGCGAUCCAAUCUCAGAAGAACUCAAGUUAGAACGAUUAGGAAUAAAGUAAAUAAAGAGGCGCGGGCUCCGAUGCCUCUCCCCCUGGAGAUGAGCAGCGACUUUGCCAGGGGACCGGGGAACAGCAACAGCAGCAGCAGCAGCAGCAGUUCAGUUUGGCAGAGGUACGUCGACAUCACCUUCCUCGUGGCCAACUGCGUGAUCCUCUUGGGCACCUCCAUGGUGGGCAUCGGGGCCAACGUCUUCGUGACAUGGGCGGUCUACCACCAGAAGUCCCUGCGGACGUGGAACAACGCGCUGCUGGUCAACCUGGCCGUGAUCGACUUCCUGCGCUGCGCCGUGGACUGCCCCGUCAUCCUGGUCAUCGUGCUGACCGUCCACCUGCGGGGCCAGGCGGACGCCGUCAUCUGCGACCUGCAGAUGGCCUCCUUCUCCUUCAGCUGCUGCAUCCAGCUGGUGACCCUGGCCUGCAUCAGCGCCGAGCGAUAUCAGGCCAUCGCGCACCCCUUCAAGAUCACCGAGCGCAAGCGACGGAUUAUCUUCUUCAUCCCCCUGACGUGGACCUUUGCCAUCGUGGUGGCGGCCGUGUGCGUGACCUUUGUGAGGGACUCGCCGGUGUAUGUCAAAUGCCACGGGUCGAGGCUCAAGUCCGUGUACAAGGACACCUUCGGCCUGUACAUACUGAUCCCCCUGUGGACCGCCUGCUUCGCUCUGAUCAUCGGCUUCUACUCCAGCAUCUUCGCCAUCGUGACGGCGCACAGUCGCAAGAUCUACGACAAGGGGGUGAACCCCGCUCCGAAGCAGGAGAAGAAAGAGGAGGAGAAAAGAGCUGAGAUUGAGAAAAAAGAGGAGAAAAAAGUGGAGGAAAUGCCAGCGAGUCAGACGGACGGGAAGCAAAUGACUGUGGAGAGCGUUCCUCGGGUGGAAAAGGUCGAGCAUAGUAAAUCAAAGGUAUCUAUUAUGGAGCCUACAGGUGCUCCCCAGAAGCCCACAGAGACUGUGAGUGUGUCACCGGUUCCCAGUCAUAAUGAGAAAGUUGCUGUGCCUACAAAGGAACCGGACAAACCACCUGAUGAAAAGCCCCUAAAACAGCCCACGCCGGCCCCUAAGGACGCCAAGGGCGACAGCGGUGGCUGCAAAACCCGACCAAAGGCCGAGUCGCGGAAGCGGGGUCCUCCGAGACGGAGAAAAAGACCCCCCUCGUUGCAAAUCCUGUCAUUCAAGUCAAGGAGCAGCGGUCCAACAGGGAGACGGAGGGCCACCCAGGAGCUGGGGCCGACGCUGCCCGGUAAGGGGCCCGGGGGACCAGAGGAACCCGCGGUGCUGCCCCUGCUGAUAGACCUGGAGCAGGGGAAGGUCAACGACGAGGUGGUGGCCUCGGUCGUGGGUCUCCCGGCGGUCAAUGACCAGGUCGUGGGUCUCCCGGCGGUCAAUGACCAGGUCGUGGGUCUCCCCACGGUUAACGACGAGGUGGUGCCCAUGGUGGUGGGUCUCCCCGCAGGCGACACCGUCGACAACCAGGACCUGUGCAUGGUUUCUAUAGUCAGACGCCCCGCCCCCGCGACGACCACGGCGGCAGCGGCGGAUGAGGCGAUGACCGGCGCGGUCUGCAUGAUGCCGUCCAAGGCCACUGGCAACAAGAAGAAGGAGAGCAAGCUGGCCAAGCGCUCGGGCUACAUCAUCCUCACCUUCCUCCUGUUCUGGCUGCCCCUGAUCACCACCAUCCUGGUGAACGUGCUGGUGUUCCAGCGCAACGACGCCCAGAUGGAAAUCAUCCAAGACGUGGAAAUCCUUUUCAUCUCGAUUGCCUGCAUGACAUCGCUCACCGACCCCAUCAUUUACGCUGCCGUGAACCCCCAGUUCAGAACAGAGUUUUAUAGGAUGCGGAAUAAACUGAAAGCCCAGUGGAAGAAGAGAUGACACAGAGACUCGAGGAAUAAAACACU
Molecule: messenger RNA, 2103 nt
Organism: Gadus macrocephalus (Pacific cod)
Lineage: Eukaryota; Metazoa; Chordata; Actinopteri; Gadiformes; Gadidae
Exons: 3
Coding region: 11-2077 (688 amino acids)
Biological process (GO): G protein-coupled receptor signaling pathway
Cellular component (GO): membrane
Molecular function (GO): G protein-coupled receptor activity
Source: RefSeq, a predicted model, not a curated record